UUUUUUCACUUUCAUCGAUUAGAAGCAGCUCCGAAAAGGAAAAGAAACGACGAACUCUCCCCGUCCCGGCCCCGCUCCCCGCCACGCCAAGUCGACGGCCGCUCGCCGCCGCCCCUCCCUCCGCCGACCUCGGCCGUUCGGCCCCUCCCGCGGCUGGGGUGAGCGGCGAGCCCCCCUUGCUUCUCCUCUGUCCUGCCCUGCACGGCAAGCAAGGCGGGAGCGAUCGGCGUCGGGAUGCUGAGGCGGCGGCUGAGCUCCCUUCUCCUCCGAUCCCCGUGCUCCUCCGCCGUCGCUUCCUCCUGCCACCACCAGCAGCACCACCUCCUCCUCCCCACCCACGCCGAGAAACCGCCGGCCCCGAAUCUGCUCAGGCUCUUCACGUCCCUAGCUGGAAGCGAUGGUGACAGGCCGUUCAUCGCUUUCGUCUUAGGGGGACCUGGGAGUGGGAAAGGAACGCAAUGUAGUAGGAUCGCUUCGGAUUUUGGAUUUUCUCAUGUGAGUGCUGGUGACCUUCUGCGCAAUGAAAUAUCUUCGGGCACUGAUCAUGGGGAGUGGAUCCUAGAGAUAAUAAGGGAAGGGAGGAUUGUUCCAUCAGAGAUAACUGUUGAGCUUGUCAGAAAAGCAAUUGAAUCAAGCUCUGCUAAAAGGGUUCUUAUUGAUGGUUUCCCAAGGUGUGAGGAAAACAGAAUUGCCUUUGAAAAAAUAACUGGAACUGAACCAGACCUUGUGCUUUUCUUUGACUGUCCUGAGGAUGAGAUGGUUAAACGUCUCCUAAGCCGUAACCAGGGACGAGUUGAUGAUAACAUUGAGACAAUCAAGAAGCGUCUAAAAGUGUUCGAGAGUUUGAAUCUUCCUGUUGUUGAGUACUACUCUUCAAGGGGAAAGGCACACAAGAUAAACGCAACGGGAACUGAAGAUGAAAUCUUUGAAGCAGUUCGCAAGUUGUUUUCCACCUUAAGGCUAUGAGGAGGCUGUCGUCGUCUUCCGCAGGAGCCGGGGGAAUCAGAGUUACGCCUGGCGGAAAUUCUCUUCCUUUCCUUAUUUACUUUUACAUCUCUUGGCAUAAUAAUUGUACAUAUUCUGAUACACGGUCCAUGCCUGUGAAAACAGAGGGCCCCCGGUGAAACGCUCAGCCCGCUAUGAUAAACCCUAACCCUCACGCUCCCGUCGCGCGCCACGGUAUAGCGCAUGAUACGCUGGUAUGGCAGCAAUACUGCUACAAUGAUA
Molecule: messenger RNA, 1227 nt
Organism: Triticum dicoccoides
Lineage: Eukaryota; Viridiplantae; Streptophyta; Magnoliopsida; Poales; Poaceae
Product: UMP-CMP kinase 2-like
Exons: 9
Coding region: 235-966 (243 amino acids)
Biological process (GO): 'de novo' pyrimidine nucleobase biosynthetic process; pyrimidine nucleotide biosynthetic process
Molecular function (GO): ATP binding
Source: RefSeq, a predicted model, not a curated record